Messenger RNA from Eublepharis macularius, 2725 nucleotides. RefSeq names its product chloride intracellular channel 4 (gene CLIC4). The coding region runs from base 279 to 1043 and encodes 254 amino acids. Lineage: Eukaryota; Metazoa; Chordata; Lepidosauria; Squamata; Eublepharidae. The record is from RefSeq and is a predicted model, not a curated record. The transcript has 6 exons.
CCGUGUCCUAAGCCACGCCUCUUUCCCGUGACUAACCCCGCCCCUUCCUAUAAAAAGCCAGCGCCUCUCCUUUUCGCCGCUCAGUCGCUGUCCCGCCUCUUUCGGCGGAGCUGGGAGAGUCGAGGGGACGCGCGCGCACGAGAGAGAGCCGUGAGGGAAGGCGGGAGCGCGCGUUUGAGGCGGGCGGGCGGCGAAGCGACCCUGUUGGAGGGGCGGCGGCUUUUUCCUCCCUCCCUCCAGCCACACACCGCCAAGGGACGAAGAAGGUAGAGCCGAGCAUGGCGCUCUCGAUGCCGGUGAACGGGGUGAAGGAGGAGGGCGACAAGGAGCCGCUCAUCGAGCUCUUCGUCAAGGCUGGCAGUGAUGGAGAGAGCAUAGGAAACUGCCCCUUUUCUCAGAGACUCUUCAUGAUCCUUUGGCUCAAGGGUGUGGUGUUUAGUGUUACAACAGUUGACUUGAAAAGGAAACCUGCAGAUCUCCAGAACCUGGCUCCAGGGACGCACCCACCCUUUAUCACAUUUAACAAUGAAGUCAAAACGGAUGUGAACAAGAUUGAAGAGUUUCUUGAAGAAGUCCUCUGCCCCCCCAAGUAUGCAAAACUUUCCUCAAAACAUCCAGAAUCAAAUACUGCUGGAAUGGACAUCUUUGCCAAAUUUUCAGCAUUUAUCAAGAACUCCAGGCCAGAAGCUAAUGAAGCCUUGGAGCGAGGCCUUCUGAAAACUCUGCAAAAGCUGGACGACUACCUAAACACUCCUCUCCCUGACGAGAUCGAUGAGAACAGCAUGGAGGACAUCUUGGUUUCCGCCCGCAAGUUUCUUGAUGGUGAUGAGAUGACGCUAGCAGAUUGCAACUUAUUGCCCAAGCUACAUAUUGUUAAAGUUGUGGCCAAAAAAUAUCGCAACUUUGAUAUUCCCAAGUCCAUGACGGGGAUAUGGAGGUACCUGACCAAUGCCUACAGCCGUGAUGAAUUCACCAACACUUGUCCUGGAGACAAAGAAAUUGAAAUCGCUUACAGUGAUGUAGCUAAGAGACUUGCUAAAUAAGCAGCACUUCACCAACGUUCAUAACGAAAUGCUUCUUUUAACAGACUGCUCUUUGUUUUUGUCUUUUUAAGAUAGCAAUUUACUUUGCAUGAUUUUGCAGUUAUUCAGUGUUAUGUUUCAUAGGACCAAGGGUACAGUGAUUUGUUUAAAACUUGCAGAUGGUUGUUUUGACAUUCUGCCUGCUGUAGUUGUUUGAUGCUGCAGUACACCAAUUCUGGAAUCUUGGCCAGGAGUUCUGAAUGGCUCACUGCUUUUGCUCUCGUGAGCUAUGGAUAAAGUUGCAGGUACUGGACCUAUAUUAGAUGAGAACCAGUUUAUUUAGUCAGUAGAACUGAGUGGUAAAGAUUUUCUGGACUGAACUACUGCAGAAUAGGGGGGUGGGCUGCAUAUUAGAAUAUCUCCCCAGUGUGUGCACAGACUGGCAUGUUGGGAACAAGGGUUCACCCUAGGCUUUUUUAGAUUAAAAAAAAAAGAUGUUCGAAGAAGUUUUUUCAUUGGAGAGUAUACAAAAUACACAGCGUAUCCCCCCUGCAAUCUGCAGCCUGAAACCGUUCAGUUCAUUAAAAGCUUUAUUGUUUUGAUCCUACUGAUUGUAUAUAACUGGACCUUUGAUGUUAAAUGACAAAUUCCCAAAUCAGUCUGAGAAGUGUUUCUUGAUGUGGUUUAAGGUUAUUUAUGUAUUUGGGGGAUGUCUUUAGACAACGGUGUACACCAGAGCUCUUCGAAACACUGCACCUAUUGGUCUGUCUGCACUGUGCCCCUAAGCUGCUUAUUGUCUGCCCUGAAAAGGAGCAACUUGCAGAAUUACUGGGAGAAAAUUAGGAGACUGCCUUUGCUCCUAAGGAGAAGUCAGUGGACAAGCUCAGAUACCAGGAAGCUGUACUCUUGGGAAGGGGGGGGGGCGCUUAUUUGUAAUUUACCCAUUUUUGCAUGGGUCCAAUCUUUUUUGCUUUGGUCCUCUUGGACUGCCAAGUGGCUGGGUCAGUCUCCCCCCCAGGAAAUCUUCAUUAGAGGAUGACUUUAAGCUGCACCACCAGUAAAGAAGAAUCUGGCCUUCAUGACAAAAGACAAGGUGACAAGAAUAGCAAGAUGCUUCUUUUUAAGGCACUAAGAGCUUUGUCAAUAUGCAGGACUUAUUCCUGAACAGAUAUUCAAAACCUGUGCUGUUAAACGUCUUCGAUAAGUGCUUAGUUUCUAUUCAACAAAAAAGCUACUCUCAUGUUGCUAAUUAGAAGUAUAGCAAUUGUUGCUGCAGAGGUUUCCUGCUUACGUCUGUUAACAUCAAAAUUUUGAUGAGAACAGUUUUUUAAACAGUUUUUUAAAAUACGUGCAAAGUGACCUUCAAGAACAAACAUGGUUGCCUUAAAAGAACCAUAAUUCCAAAAAAGAUUUUUUUUUCUUCUCUAAAGCCAUGGAACAUGAGGUUAUAUUGUGUUAAUUUCAGUCAACCAUUGCAUAAAUAUCUCUGACCUGUAGGUUUUCACGCCAGACUCAUUAGAGGUCAGAGAGGUUUUUUCCCUAGAAUGAAAGCAAGAAAUAGUACUGUAACUUUAAAAAAGCAAAUCCUUUUUGUGUUCUUUAAUAAAAACACACAAAAGUUUGAGGCAUAGAGUAGCCUUUCCAUUUUUAAAAAGCCAUCAAAAACUACUCCAACAAAUGUCUCACCAGUAUACUUUUUUGUA